Westerdykella ornata is the source of this 881-nucleotide messenger RNA. Its product is annotated as ras-domain-containing protein. The record is from RefSeq and is a predicted model, not a curated record. The transcript has 6 exons. Gene Ontology annotation, biological process: signal transduction. Bases 149 to 772 code for a protein of 207 amino acids. Gene Ontology annotation, cellular component: plasma membrane. Gene Ontology annotation, molecular function: GDP binding; GTP binding; GTPase activity. Lineage: Eukaryota; Fungi; Ascomycota; Dothideomycetes; Pleosporales; Sporormiaceae.
CAGCUCGCCUUACGCCGAGGGCCAUUCCUCGACGUUCUGGCCCACCAAAAACGGCGCCUCCGUUCCCUAUCCAGCCGCGACAAAAAUAUAACACCAGAUACAAGACGCGCACAUCGAUCGACUGCUGCCCGUCUGACCAACCCCUCAGAUGUCGCAGCGAGAAUACCAUAUUGUGGUCCUGGGAUCCGGCGGGGUGGGCAAGAGCUGUCUGACUGCACAAUUUGUCCAAAACGUCUGGAUCGAGAGCUAUGACCCUACCAUUGAGGAUUCGUACCGGAAAGCCAUCGAGGUCGAUGGCCGUCAUGUUAUUCUGGAGAUUUUGGAUACAGCAGGAACCGAGCAGUUCACUGCCAUGAGAGAGCUCUACAUGAAAACCGGCCAAGGCUUCCUCCUCGUCUUCAGCAUAACAUCCAUGUCCUCGCUCUACGAACUCACCGAGCUCCGCGAACAGAUCCGCCGCAUCAAGGAAGACGACAACGUGCCCAUGGUCCUCGUCGGCAACAAAUCCGACCUCGAGGAGGACCGCGCCGUGCCGCGUGCCCGCGCCUUCAAGAUCUCUCAAGACUGGGGAAACGUGCCCUACUACGAGACGAGUGCACGGCGACGCGCCAACGUCGAUGAAGUGUUUACGGACCUCUGCAGGCAGAUUAUGCGCAAGGACCAACGGCUAGAAGAAGAUUACGCCCCGAAGCAUGUGAGAACGAAGGGACGGCCGAAACACGGACACAAACAGGGGAGCCGGAAGCAUCACACGCGCUGUACGAUUCUGUGACCCGACUUUGAUCUUGGAGUGGUUUUCUUUUCCCGGGUUUUGUUUUGAUGAAAAAGCAUGAUAUCCUGUAACCUCUAGGCCCCUUUCUCUCGGGCACGUUCGGAGCCCU